AUGCCGAGCUGGGGCAGGAAAGAAAGCUAUGAAGCCUCUUCGAGAGAGCAGAAGCAGAUCCUCGCUGAUAUCGAGUCGGGAUCUCAGAAGUUUAGCAGACGGCUACUACCACCAAGAACGAUAAGCAACAAGAGAGGUGGACUUGUAGAACCCUUUGCACCCGUGCCCACAACUGGCGAAGCAAGCCAGCAAGAAGAGCGUCGAGGUCGAAAAUCAUCGAGCUCAUUCCGACCGGGACUUCCCAAGCGAACGAGCAGUAUGAAGAGAGCGUACAACUACUUCUUCGGCGGACCGGCACCGGUACCUGCAACAGCUGAACCAGCGACACCAGCGGUGACAACGGACGCGACACCUCCCAGCAAGGUCGAGUCGAAUCAGCAGGACAAUGGUGUCGACACCCCACCAGAGACACCGCGCGAGGCGCCCACACGGUUAAGUGAAGAUGAAGCAGCCCCUCCUCACUAUCCGCUCUCCCUUCACUCGCGGGCGUCUCCACUGCACCACGCACCAGCUCACCACUUACUAACGCACCCCUCCUCAGCAGCAGACUCCCCCUCCCCUCCCUCACCACACGCUUCCGACAGCUUCGAGACGCAAAUCGAGAAGCUCAAGAAGAAGCUCAAGCACGCCGAAGCCGAGCUCGAUGAAGCACAACGCGUCGCCGCCACCCAAGAUGAGCACGUACGCACUCUCGAGGACGACCACGAGGAGCGCAAGAAGGAAUUCGAGGCCCGCGAGGCAUCGCUGCAGCAGGAUAAGAAGGACCUUGAGGAGCACAUGGUCAGCGUCGUUGUCCAGCAGGUACGCGAGGCCAAGGCCAAGGAGAGGAAUACCGUCCGCGACGAGUGCGAGGCCGAGUUCAACGAGAAGAUGGCCGACGUCAACAAGGAGGCCGAGAGCCUUCGUGCUACCGUCGCCGACCUCGAGAAGCAGAUUGCCUCGUACAAGGACGAGGUUGAGAAACUCAAGGGCAUGAUUGACAGCCACCAGUCCGCCUGCGCCGAGUCGGUUGACAGGUCGGAAGUCGAGGCCAAAGAGACUGAACUCGCCAGCGCCAAGUCGCAGUUGGAGGAGCUCACUGUCGAGAAGAGCAAGACUGAGAAGGAUCUUGCCGAGGCCCUUGCAACGAUUGAGGAGCUGAAGGCCCAGACUGUCGCCAAGGACGAGCUCGACACUCUCGCAGCUGACCGCGACGCGCAAAAGACCAAGGUCGAGGAGCUCGCUGCUGAGGUUGCCGUCCUCAAGACGCAGCUUUCCGACCUCGAGGACCUCAAGGCGAAGCACGCCGAGCUCGAGGCCGCUCACAGCAAGCUCUCCGACGAGCUCGCUUCCCGCGGUACCCAGGAUGCCGACGCUGACAAGGCGUCGAAGGAGGAGGCCGAUGGACUUCGCAACACCAUUGCCGAGCUCCAGGCUUCUCUCAAGGAGGCGAAAGACACUCUCGACCAGAAGGCUUCUGAGCUCGAUGCUAAGACCAAGGAACACGCUGCCGCCGCUGACCAAGUCACGUCUCUCACCGAGUCGUCCAAGGGUGAGGUUGAGAGCCUGAAGACCGAGAUGGCCGAACUGCAGGAGAAGCUGAAGACCGCCGACUUGUCCAAGGGCGAUGCCGAUGAGCUUGCUCAGAAGGUUUCCUCUCUCGAGAAGUCGCUGAAGGAGGCACAAGACAACCUUGCAGCGAAGACAUCCGAGCUCGAGGCUUCUUCAUCCUCUCUCGCAUCCGAGAGGGAUUCCGCCGUCAAGGCUGCUGAGGAGGCCAAGAGCAACGUUGAUGCUCUUACUACCAAGAUCUCCGAACUCGAAGCUUCCCUCAAGGAGUCGCAAGACAACCUUUCUGCCAAGGAUGCUGAGCUCGAGACCGCAAAGGGUGAUGCGUCCAAGGCCAUUGGUUCCGCAAAGGACGAGGUCGCUGGUCUUCAGAGUACCGUUAGCAAGCUUGAGGCUGAGAUCGAGUCCGCCAAGGGCUCUUCCGACGAGCAAACCACCGCUGCCAAGAAGGAGGCUGCAGAGCUUCGCGAGACCGUUGAGAAGCUUGAGGCCGAGUUGAAGGCUGCCAAGGACGAGUCUAGCAAGGCUUCAGAGGCUUCCAACUCUAGGGUCACCGAGCUCGAGGCUUCGCUCAAGGAGGCUCACGACAGUCUUGCCGCUAAGGAGUCCGAGGUUGCCGCCGCGAAAGAGGAAGCCAGCAAAGCUGUCGAGUUAGCCAAGGGUGAUGCUGAGGGUCUUCAGAAGACCAUCGCUGACCUCGAGGCAUCGCUUAAGGAGGCCAAGGACAGCCUAUCGACCAAGGAAUCCGAACUCGAGGCUGCCAAGGGCGAAACCACCAAGGCUACUGAGUCAUCCAGCACAAAGAUUUCGGAGUUGGAGACUAGCCUGAAGCAAGCACAGGACGACCUCACCGCCCACAAGGCUGAGUUAGAGACAGCGAAGAGCGAAGGCUCCAAGGCCGCUGAACUCGAAGCCUCUCUCAAGGAGGCAAAGGACAGUCUUGCAUCCAAGGAGUCUGAGUUGGAAGCCGCCAAGGCGGAAGUCAGCAAGUCUACCGAGUCGUCUAGCUCCAAGAUCUCAGAAUUGGAGGCCUCCCUCAAGUCAGCUCAAGAGAGCUUAGCUGCGAAGGAGUCCGAACUCAAGACCAAGUCUGCCGAUGCUGGCAAGGUCGCCGAGCUUGAGAAGGAACUCGCCUCUGCGAAGUCAGAACUCGAGGCCGCUACCAAGGACUCCGAAUCGUCGAAGCAGAAGAUCAGCGAACUCGAGGCCUCGGCCAAGGGUGGUGCUGAUGAGUCUGCUGCCAAGAUUGCGGAGCUCGAGGCAUCGCUCAAGGAGGCUACGAGCAAGCUCGAGGCGAAGGAAGCUGAACACUCCGAGUCCCUCAAGACUGCUCAGUCAUCAAGCGACGACAAGGUUGCUGCCCUGGAGAAGGAGCUCGCCGAUGCUAAGGCUGAAGCUAGCAAGGUUGCCGACCUCGAGGCAUCUCUCAAGGACGUCACCAGCAAGCUUGAGGCCAAGGAGGCUGAGCACGCUGACUCCAUCAAGGCUGCUCAGUCAUCUGGAGAUGAGAAGGUUGCCUCUUUGGAGAAGGAGCUUGAGGAGACCAAGAAGGCCAAGGACACUGUAGAGGAAGAACUCAAGGCGUCUAAGCAGGCCGAGGCUGAUGCGAAGGAAGGUGCUGCUAAGGCCUCUUCCGUCGAGUCUGAACUCGCUGACCUCAAGGCAUCCGCUGAAAAGUCGACUGCUGAGAAGAGCGAGCUCGAGGAGAAGAUCAAGGCCAACGAUGCUAAGAUCGCUGAACUCGAGUCUACCGUCGAGGCCGCCAAGGCGAAGGAAUCUGAGCUCACCGCACUUCAGACUAAGCUGGACGAGGCUACCGCUGCAUCCGAGACUGCUACCAAAGACCUCGAGGCAUCCAAGACCGAAGCUGCCGACGCUAAGAAGUCCCUCGAGUCCCUCCAGGCUACUUUGAAGGAGCACGAAGAGAAGACCAGCGCCCUGACAUCCGAUGUCGAGACUGUAAAGAAGGAGCGCGACGAGAUCAAGACUGAGCUUGCCAGUGCUCAGGAGCAACUCGAGAAGGCGAAGGCUGAGCAAGAGGAGCUUAAGAAGGUCAACGCCGAGGCUCCCGCAAAGGCUGAGUCAAAGGAAUCUGACAAGGUCGCUGUUGAGCCCGCUGCCGAGCAAGUCGCUGCUGAGCCAGUACCCGAGAAGGCCGCUGCUGAGCCAGUCGCUGAAGUCAAGGAGCCAGAGGCCACUGCCGACGCCCCUGCUACUGAUGGCGCUGCUGAGACUGAGGAACCUGAGACACCUACCACACCCACUACACCUGGCAACAAUGCUGAUGAAGAGGAGGGCGAGGCUAACGGCGAGUCGACACCCAGUGCCUCAAAGAACAAGAAGAAGAACAAGAAGAAGGGCAAGAAAUAA
Messenger RNA from Alternaria atra, 3918 nucleotides. RefSeq lists its product as uncharacterized. Bases 1 to 3918 code for a protein of 1305 amino acids. Lineage: Eukaryota; Fungi; Ascomycota; Dothideomycetes; Pleosporales; Pleosporaceae. The transcript is spliced from 3 exons. Gene Ontology annotation, biological process: signal transduction. Gene Ontology annotation, cellular component: membrane. The record is from RefSeq and is a predicted model, not a curated record.